Saccostrea echinata is the source of this 1956-nucleotide messenger RNA. Its product is annotated as store-operated calcium entry regulator STIMATE-like. The coding region runs from base 207 to 1076 and encodes 289 amino acids. The record is from RefSeq and is a predicted model, not a curated record. Gene Ontology annotation, cellular component: membrane. The transcript is spliced from 7 exons. Lineage: Eukaryota; Metazoa; Mollusca; Bivalvia; Ostreida; Ostreidae.
UGAUGAUCAGUAAGAGAUGUAAUUUACCGUAUUUUAUGAGGUAGCAUUGAAUAUUUCGAAAGUGAAAAACUUGCUACAAUUUAAAUGAAUGCUGUCUCAUAGUAACUUUUUUUCCGGAUGGGAAUCUGUGUUAAAAUCAUUGAAUGAAGCGUUGGUCACACCUUUGAUUUUCCUCUUUCCUCACUGACCAGCUCUGAUCAAUCAUCAUGGCAUCGCUCGUAACAGUGGACAAUAACUCACACAGUGAUUUGGUUGAUGAGACCAACAUAGGUGGAGCUAAAGUGUACCACUGUAAUAGUGGCGAUUUGAUGGGAGGUCUGGGACUAGUGGUUCAAGCUGUUCUGGCAUUCCUAGCAUUUACAUCACUUAUAGUGAAAAGAUACUGUGAGCCAAUUUAUGAAAGACGGCCUUGGAAAAUAUGGUUCUUUGACACAUCCAAGCAAGGCUUUGGGGCCGCUGUCAUCCAUUUUGCAAAUGUAUUCUUAGCAGAUAUGUUUCAGGGAGAUCCAUGCACCUGGUAUUUUGUGAGCUUCAUACUGGAUUCUACAAUUGGCUUGUUUGUGAUUUACAUUGGUCUCAAGCUUACUCAAGUUAUUGUACGAAAGCUCAAGUGGGAUUCACUUAAGUUUGGAGAAUAUGGGAAUCCCCCCGCAUGCAGCACCUGGGUAGGACAGUGUGCCCUGUAUAUCCUCGUGAUGAUCCUAGAGAAAAUCCUAAUGACACUUCUGAUUCAGUUUGACUUCUGGAAGAAGGUGAGGAAAUUUUUAAUGUCACCCAUUAAGGACCCCAAAGUGGAGCUGGUGAUUGUGAUGUUCAUAGUCCCACUAGUGGUUAAUGCUUUUAUUUUUUGGGUGGUAGACAACUUCCUGAAAAGAAAAAUUAAGGGCACCAAGACAAUAUAUGUCAGUGAUGUAGAGACAAGCGUAAAAUACAAUAGAAACAAAGACGAGGCUCGGUGCUACAACAGAAUUGAAAAAUGCGACGAUUAUUUUGAAUCAGAUUUAAUGGCUUCUACAGAUGAUGAACCAGAUCUACGAUAUCGAAAUACGGAUGGGACAGAAAAAUUACUAGCAUGAUAAAAAUAGAUUUUUUCAACAAAAUGAGGGCAAAUAAUCCCAUGAUUCAUUGUUCUUCUGUUAAGUGAAUGUAGUGAAUUGUUAUGUGAUGUGGUUGAUUUUUUAAUAGUAACCUAAAUAUUUGUUCUUUUUACAAAGAUAUGAAAUUUGAGGGUUUAUUAUUACAUGUAUUUAAUGUAGAAUGCCUAUGCGCAUUUGACCAUUUGGGAAAUUAGAUCUCCAGUGUUUUAAAAGUUACAAAAUUAACUCUUUCCAUAUCUGAAUUACUACUAAAUUUCUUUUUAUCUACUUGUGGGUGUUUAAUUUCAUUUUUUUUCCCAUAAUUGCAAAGCAACCUCUAGGUUCUGUUAAUUGACAACCCCCUUUGAAUUUUGGGAAUUCCAUUCACCAGUCCCACAAAGAACCCAGCCAACUUUAAGUUACCUCAAUAAACAGUUUAUGGUCCCUUGUUUCAUUCACCAAUAUUCUCCCUAAGAGGCUUCCCACUAAGCACUAGACAAUUUUUUCUUGUAUUUUAUAGUGCUUCAAUUUGCCAAAACAGUUCAUAUGAUUUGAUGGUGUCAUAUUUCAUUUGCCGGUGUUGAUUUUGUAGUGAUUUUAAAUUAGAUGAAUUUGCUGUACAGAAAUGUUAAAGUGAUUCAUGGACAGAUAGUAUUGAUAUUUAUUUAGUGCCAUUCUUCCAUGUCUCAUUUUGGAUAUUUAUUCUGUUUUUGGACUGUUUCAUGUAGAAUGGUGUUUAUGCUUAAAUGUAUUUUUUUCCCCAGUCAAAUUUCUUAGGGAAAAAAGUUUGGACUUUAAACAAAAACAUUUCUCAUGUUUUAUCUAUAAGCACAACUGUGUACCCUUCAAAAAUAUCAAGAUAAAAUACAUGUCUUGAAAU